This is a messenger RNA of Solanum tuberosum (potato), 1101 nucleotides long. Its product is annotated as glycerophosphodiester phosphodiesterase GDPD3-like. The transcript has 7 exons. The coding region runs from base 1 to 879 and encodes 292 amino acids. NCBI's taxonomy places the organism in Eukaryota, Viridiplantae, Streptophyta, Magnoliopsida, Solanales, Solanaceae. Gene Ontology annotation, biological process: glycerophospholipid catabolic process. Gene Ontology annotation, molecular function: phosphoric diester hydrolase activity. The record is from RefSeq and is a predicted model, not a curated record.
AUGUUUGUAACACGCGAUGGCCAUCCAGUAAUUUUCCACGAUAUCUUCAUUUUUACACAACAAGAGGGGAAGUUGAUUGAGAAAAGAGUUACAGACCUCACUCUGGAGGAGUUCCUUUCAUAUGGACCUCAGAAUGGCUCAACAAAUGUGGAAAAACCAUUAUUCAGGAAAAUGAAAGAUGGGAGAAUUUUCGAAUGGAAGGUCGAAGAGGAUGAUCGGUUAUGUACUUUGCAAGAUGUGUUUGAGAAUGUCAGUCAGUCUGUAGGAUUCAACAUUGAGUUUAAAUUUGAUGACAAGAGAAAUUAUAAAGACGAAGAACUUGUUCGUGUUAUUCGAGCAGUUUUACAGGUAGUGUUCAAGUAUGCCAAAGGUAGGCGCAUCAUGUUCUCGAGCUUUCAACCAGACGUGGCUCAAUUGAUCAGGAAGGAGCAGACCGCCUAUCGGGUUUUCUUCCUAACAAACGGAGGAUCUGAAAUUUAUCCCGACAUCAGAAGGAACUCGUUAGACGAGGCGAUUAAAUUGUGCUUAGAAGGCGGUCUACAAGGCAUCGUCUCAGAGGUGAAAGCCAUUUUGAGAAAUCCAAGAAUGAUAGCAAAAAUCAAAGAAUCCAAUCUUUCCCUUAUGACUUAUGGCCAACUAAACAACGAGAAGGAAGUGGUUUACUUGCAAUACAUGAUGGGUGUUGAUGGAGUGAUUGUAGAUUUCGUCGAAGAGAUUACUUCAGCUGUUGCCCAGUUUUCGAAACAAGUUCAUCAUGAUGGAAAAGAACACUUGUUAUUGUUGGAAAAGAGGUUGUUAUCGGAGCAACGAAUAACUCCCUGCUCGGAGGAUGAGAUCUCAUAUUUUCGAAGGCUCGUGCCAGAGUUGAUACAUUCGUGAAUUUGUAUAAUCGCGAAUGUACGAUUGUAUGGUCUUUUUUGGUCUUGUUUUGGUAUGUAUUAUAGUAUAUUGUAUGUUUUCAUGUAUUAGGUUUGUGUAAUAAAAUUUUGUAUAGGGACAUGUAUCAUGGAAAGUAUAUUUAACAAUCAAAUGUACAGAGGGGAUUAAUGAGGUUUGUAUAAGUUUUUACAUCUAAGCAAUCUACAUUUACAUAAAUAUGUA